This is a messenger RNA of Oryza brachyantha (malo sina), 2842 nucleotides long. Its product is annotated as casein kinase 1-like protein 3. Gene Ontology annotation, biological process: peptidyl-serine phosphorylation; signal transduction; endocytosis. Gene Ontology annotation, molecular function: ATP binding; protein serine/threonine kinase activity. Bases 444 to 1694 code for a protein of 416 amino acids. NCBI's taxonomy places the organism in Eukaryota, Viridiplantae, Streptophyta, Magnoliopsida, Poales, Poaceae. Gene Ontology annotation, cellular component: nucleus; cytoplasm. The transcript is spliced from 16 exons. The record is from RefSeq and is a predicted model, not a curated record.
CUGUCGCAACGCUGUGACUGUGAGAGUGGAAAAGGUAGCACCAGCAAAGCAAGCAGCAAAACCAAUCUAAUCCACUCCCCUGCCGCCGCCCGCCGUCUCCCUCCUCCUCCGCCGCCGCGGCCGCCCUCCUCUCGACUCCCCCCCACAUCCCCACAACCUCGUCCGGCUCCCCAGAUCCCGCCUCCUCCUCCGCCGCCGCGGCCGCCCUCCUGGCGCUACUGUGAUGGCCGCGCCGCCGGUCCGGAAGCUGGGCUCCGCGACGGGCGACGUCGUCCACAGUCUCUAGCCGGCUUCGCUGCAGCACCCGUCCCCCCUCUUGCCUCCCUUCGAUCUCCCUCCCUCCCCCGUCUCGUCGGUCCAGAAACCCUAGCUUUCCUCUCGCCGACGUCGGCGGCUCAGCGGGAGAGGGUGAAGGUGGGGGGAGAGCCGGCAAGGAGGAGGGCAUGGAUCGGAUCGUCGGCGGCAAGUACAAGCUGGGCCGCAAGAUCGGGAGCGGCUCCUUCGGGGAGAUCUACCUCGCCACGCACGUCGACACGUACGAGAUAGUCGCCGUCAAGAUCGAAAGCAGCAAAACAAAUCAUCCCCAGUUGCUUUAUGAGGCCAAGCUGUAUAAUGCUCUUCAGGGAGGAACUGGCAUUGCAAACAUAAAAUGGUGUGGCAUUGAUGGUGAGGACAACGUGCUUGUUAUUGAUUUACUGGGGCCAAGCCUUGAGGAUCUAUUUGUUUACUGUGGUAGAAGAUUCUCACUAAAGACGGUCUUGAUGUUGGCGGAUCAGAUGAUAACAAGAGUAGAGUUCAUGCAUUCCAAGGGGUAUUUGCACAGGGAUAUCAAGCCUGAUAACUUUCUCAUGGGCCUUGGUCGUAAAGCUAACCAGGUUUAUAUUAUUGACUUUGGCCUUGCAAAGAGGUACCGUGAUGCCACUACGAAUCGCCAUAUACCUUAUAGGGAAAAUAAAAACUUAACUGGCACAGCUCGAUAUGCAAGUUGCAACACUCAUCUUGGCAUUGAGCAAAGCCGAAGAGAUGAUUUGGAAUCCAUUGGAUAUGUUCUUCUGUAUUUUCUCAGGGGAAGUCUUCCUUGGCAGGGUUUAAAAGCUGCCACAAAGAAGCAGAAAUAUGAUAAAAUAAGUGAAAAAAAGCUUGCAACACCCAUUGAGCUUUUAUGUAAAUCCCAUCCUGUCGAAUUUGCUUCUUAUUUUAAUUAUUGCCAUUCAUUGACAUUUGAUCAACGGCCGGAUUAUGGUUUUUUGAGAAGGCUCUUUAGAGAUUUGUCUGACCGUGAAGGUUAUCAGUAUGACCAUGUUUUUGACUGGACAUUGUUGAAGUGCAAACAAUCCCAAAAAGCAAAGACUCAACAACAAGAUCCAGGUGUAAGUAGCCGUGCAGUUCCAAUGAAUAUCGAGAAGCACCAAGUUAGUGUUUCACGCCCAACAGAAGCUUCUGGUCAGCUUGAAGCAGAGCAACGCCCAGCAAUUAGAUUGCAAUUCAGAUCUACUGCUGAGAACAAUCGAUCAAGUAAUCGGCAUACUGAUAAAUUGAUAGUUGGUACUAGCACUGAUAAUGUCUUGCUGCAAUCCACAUCAUUUGGCCAUGCUGAUGCUCCAAGGAAGAAUAUAACAGUCUCAAAAACUCAGGGGCUCGUUGAUUCCACUGCUCACAGGGCUAACAAUCCAGGGCCUUCUAAUCACCUUUAGCAUCUGGAUCAGUUCUUGAGAGCAUACUUGUCCAUGCAGACCACCAUUGGUGAGCCCGCACCUUCCGUGUAGAUGUUAUGGGCAAUCGUGUGGAUUGGGUCACUGUAUAUGACAUUGGGAGAGAAUCUGGAGCAAAGCUGUAUGCCCUCAAUGUUUUGGUGCAUGAAGCCGUUGCUGAAAAUUGUGCUCAGGCUUUUAAGGGGCCCUCUGUAUUGAUUGAGGUGAUUACUACCUAACAGAAACAAUGGUUAGGUGUGCUGUUACUGUUCAGCAUCUUUUAGCGUGCAGUUGUCAAGAAGUUUGCUUUUCCAUAUUAUGUGGAUAAUAUAUGGAAGCUUAGGAAUGUCAGUACCCUCCUUUGUGUUCUACAUGUGUGAAUGCAUUGUAACGUUUUGCCUGGGCUCAUUGAUUCAGGGUUCUUUGCCAAUUAAAAUUUUAACGAUGCUAUAUUGAUUGCUUAAAGAGAUCUUGGAGGCUAAUUGGGACAGCUUUAGCCUUAAUUAGGGAUCAGCGCAGACGCGAUAUGGAUCUUCGACUCAUUAUCUAAUUGUGGGAUCUCCAUCUGACUCAUCAGUAAUGCCAGUUUGCUGCUCACAAUCUGCCAACCAAAAAAUGAGAUAUUAUUCAACUUGGAUGGGCUCUAGCCUCUAAUGAGUUUGGCGUCAUAUCCCACCUAUGAAAGAUCAUGAGGAGCUUUUGGAAGGAUAUGAUUUGGUUAACAUGGCACACUUCAUGUUAACUAGAGUUGUUAUAGCAAUAUAUGUAAGGAAAUGGCUGCUUCGUGUGAAAAAUGGCAGAGCAAAAUCAUGCCCAUUUAGACUAUGAAGUGCAAUUCUACUGUGAUUAUGAUACAGAACGCCCACUCAAUCCAUAGGGGCAAGAAGCCUGGAAGUUUUUGUUCACACAGGUAAAUUGGCUAUCAGUUGUGCCAUGUUAUACUGUUGGCACUUGGGGGGUGGGGCAACUUAGCCUGGCUGGCGUGUGUUGUGCUAGUUGAAUUUUACUUUCUUUGUGAUGUGUAAUGGAAGAGGUCUCAUGUCAUAAUUUGUAUAGAAUCAAUAUUUUAUUGUAAGAAUAUAAAUCCAAAUAAGAGCAGGUUUCCCCCUGGAGCUCCACAUUUAGCUAAAUGGAAUGGAAUCGAUUGCUUA